GUCUAAACGGGGGGGAGCUACGAGGUAGCGAGGUGACCGGAUUAGACUUGGGAAUCCUCCGCGCUCUGGCUCAGGCAGAGCAUCGAGGGCGUCGACAAGCGCUGCCGCAUUUUGCGGAGCUCUCCAGCGCACUCCGCGCCUCGCCGUCCGUGGAGGACCAGAACCUGCUGGCCCCCGCCCAGGUGAUGAUCGACAAGCAGUCCACCGAGCCGGCCGAGAACGGAGCAGGCAUCGAGCAUCCACCAACUUCGAUAACAUAUGACACAGGCUGUGAGAUUCCUGGAGACCAUCACGAAGAUCGCGCAGGAGGCGACCAACAAGAAGGUCGCCGCUCUUAAGCGCAUCCAUGGUGAUCGCGGUAUUCAGCUCUCGUCGGAAAGCGCAGCGGCGGGCGAAGCUGACGACGACAUAAAGAGCGUCGAAUCCAUGAUCGAGCAGGUCAAGAAGGGCCCGGCUUGCGCCUCCACGGCCCCGUCGACGAAUUCUUCGGUCCGGUCUUCGGCUGCUGGCUUCAGUAUGAGGAGGUUGGACGGCUCCCAGCCUGAGGUGGCGAACGAGAAACGUCGUUGGAUCGGCGCCUUUCCUCGGGCUCUUCUCGCUCGUGAGCGCCGUCUUCACGUUGAGCACGCUGUUCUUCGUCUUCCACCUCAGGGCCUGGCCGCCUCGACCACUCCGAACUUCCCUCGCGCGCCAGGGCCCUGCAGCCUUGAGUUCAAGAGCGAGCUCGAGGUGAAUCACUACCAGGACCUGAUUGCCACCCGCCCCGACGGCAUGAAGUGGUUCAACCCCGGGGCGAGCGCCCACCGCCAGAUCGAGAGCCGCAGGGACAUGCCGCUCGACGUCCGCGCUCGUCAGCGCGCCUGCAGCCACCGCUUCGCUAUGCUCAGGGAGAUGCUGUACUCGGCCAGCUUUCACAUGCAAGCGACCAUGCUUGGAGCCCAUGGCUGCAAGGGCAUGGUCAACCUGUGCGGCGACGCUGACCGUGGAGAGAUAUGGGAAACUACCCACACCCGUGGAAAUUAGCAGGCUGGGUGGACA
Molecule: messenger RNA, 1038 nt
Organism: Prorocentrum cordatum
Lineage: Eukaryota; Dinophyceae; Prorocentrales; Prorocentraceae
Source: the annotation of a GenBank genome assembly